AUGCCAGGCUCAAUUUCCCUUGCUCGAGAUUGGGAUCUCGGUCAGGAACAGAGAUAUUUGGCUAUUGAUCCUUCUGGGGAGGAGAUUUCGCUUUACCAGACUGACAAUACAACAGAAGACGAAGAUAAGAAUAUUUUCAAAGUGGCAUCAAGAGGGGGCUUCGAUAGCAUUCAAUGUCUCCAUUACUCCAGGGCUGAUGUGGGUAUAACAGCCGUAGGGCAAUUGAAUGGUUCAGCAUACAUAUUUGACAUAUCGUCCCCUCAGUCCUCAUUACUCAGACUGAAACCCAAGCAAGCUAGACCCUGUAACUCUAUUGGAUUGAAUAGCCAGGGAUUGGUUGUUCUUGGCUUUGAUAGAGGUCGCCAGGAUCACAGUGUACAGAUAUGGGAUAUGCAGCAUUACUCUCGAAGCAGUUCGAAUGAUCACAUCACCAAGCCCCUGGUGAAAUACGUGCAAAACGAAGCAAUUCUUUCAACCACAUUUCUUGAGAACGAACCAACUAACUUAGUUACCGGAAGUUACAAGUUUUUGCGUGAGUUUGAUGUUCGUUCUGAACAGCCAUUGUACCAAUUGGCUACCAAGUGUACCUCAGGUGUUACGGUGGACCCGUUUAAUCCUUAUCACUUUGCCUCCUAUGGUGACGAUGGAACUGUCUCGUUCUGGGACAGAAGGAAGAUGGUGGCCAAUACGGCCAAUGCCUCCUCUACGAUUAUAAGUGAGGCUCCUCUGCUCACUUUCAAUAGAUUGCUAUCAGACCAACGCAAAUCGAACCCUGCGUUUUUCAGGUUCUCCACCAUCACUAGAGGUGAAUUUUCCGCUUUGUUUUCGGGUGACCUUGUCAAAAGGUGGCAAUUGGGUUCAAUCCCAGCCUCGAAACAAGGAGAAAGGUCAAACAGCGACCCUGCCAAGCCAGAACUCAAGCCCAAAUCUGGCAAAUCACUGUUUGUGUCCAAGGUAUCAGAUGUAAAGACCAAAUAUGAAAGGGUGAUAUCAUUCGAUUACUCUCCCAAUUUGAAUACUGAGCACGGCAUAGAUCUUGUGUGUAUGAGACAGUCUGGAUCAGUGUACCGGAUGCACGUGGUAUCAAGUCAAGAAGCUGUGGAGUUCAACGCGUUCAACGAUAUCACGUUCUCGGGACCAGUGGGAACUUUUACCAAGAUGGUUAAGGAUUCACUGGACGAUGAUGCCGACCAAGCCGAGACCGCCUCUUUGACUGAAGCUGCAUCCAAGAAGGAUGACCACUCUCACGCGAUUUCGUCUACCUCAAAUGCCGCAAGUGAUACCAGUGAGACCGACAAUCUGAAUGCAGAAGAGAUGGAUAUAGAUGACGAAGAUGGGGAUGAAAGUGAUGUUUCGCGCAUGUUUGUUUCGGAUCUCCUGAUGAAGCCGGACGUUCUAUUGGACAACGAUAUAUGUUCGACCAUAAGGCGAAGGGCCAGCUUAGGAUAUGGUGUUGAUCUCGCCCAUAACAUGUCUAUAGUGGACCAGCAGCACACAAUUGGCUCUCAAGACCAUCUAAGGAACAUCUGGAGGUGGAUGGAUAUUAUUGCAAACAAUGUUGCCCAGGGUCACAUGAUCUCUGGUGACUACGAUCUUGGUUUCUUGGGUGUGUUAGGCAUAUGGCACGGAGUGGACGGAUUCCAGAAUCAGAAGAGAUACCGUGGCGUUGGUGUGAUGAACAACGAGGAUCUCAUUCAUGCCACUAAAUCUUUAGUGGAAAGACGGUUUGCACAGAUCAAAGCAGCGUCCAGUUCGAUACUCCCUGUUGAACGUAAGAGCCAGAAAGAGUAUCAAAGACGGCUUUGCAUGUACGUUGCUGGAUGGGAUUUCGGAACGAAAGAGUUAAACGAAAAAUAUAAGAACUUGGUUGCCAAAGAGCAAUACGAGAGAGCGGCUGGAUGGGCAGUUUUCAAUGGAGAUGUUGGCAAGGCAGUGGAGAUUUUGAGCAACUCCAAGAGCGAAAGACUCAGAAUAAUGUCUACUGCCGUUGCAGGAUAUCUUUCCUACAAAGAUUCACCAAUGAACAGUAUGUGGAGAGACCAGUGCAGAAGAUUGGCCUUAGACUUGGAAAACCCAUAUUUGCGGGUAAUCUUUGCCUUUAUUGCCGAUAACAAUUGGUGGGAUGUUUUGGAUGAAGCUGCUCUGCCUCUCAGAGAACGUCUUGGAGUUGCGUUGAGAUUCCUGCCCGACAACGAACUCACUGUCUAUCUUGAUCGCAUAGCCAAAAGCGCUAUAAUGAGAGGAGAAGUGGAAGGAAUUAUUUUGACAGGAAUAACUCCAAAAGGUAUCGAUUUACUGCAGUCAUACGUGGACAGGACCAGUGAUGUCCAAACUGCAUGUAUAAUAGCCGCUCAUGGAUGUCCUAGGUACUUUAGCGAUCAAAGAGUGUCUUCAUGGACUGAAAGCUACAGGAAGCUACUCAAUAGCUGGAGCCUGUUCAGUGCCAGAGCCAAGUUUGAUGUCUCCAGAACCAGACUAUCGAAGACAAUGGAUGGAAAGGUGACCACGAAAGUCGUCCCCAGGCAGGUUUACCUACAAUGUGUCAAAUGCAAUAAGAACAUUGCUGAGACCAAAAAGUCCACCGUGGGAGGAUACGGUAUUGCAAAGAGUGGCUACGUCAAAGGAUUCGGGUCAGGAAAAUUAGGUCAUCCAAACACGAGUUGUCCUCAUUGUGGAUCAGCUCUUCCCAGGUGUGCCAUUUGUUUGUUGCCUCAGGGAGCUCCGUUGCCAAAGGAGUAUCUCAUGCUUGAAGGAGAGGUUGAUACCCCGGAAGUGAAAAUAGCAUCGCAGUUCAGGGAAUGGUUCAGUUUUUGUCUUUCAUGCAAUCAUGGAAUGCAUGCCGGUCACGCCGAGGAAUGGUUCUCCAAGCACUACAUAUGUGCUGUUCCAGAUUGCGAUUGCAAGUGUAAUAGUAAAUAG
Molecule: messenger RNA, 2919 nt
Organism: Kuraishia capsulata CBS 1993
Lineage: Eukaryota; Fungi; Ascomycota; Pichiomycetes; Pichiales; Pichiaceae
Exons: 2
Coding region: 1-2919 (972 amino acids)
Biological process (GO): positive regulation of TORC1 signaling
Cellular component (GO): cytoplasm
Molecular function (GO): protein binding
Source: RefSeq, a predicted model, not a curated record